Molecule: messenger RNA, 1841 nt
Organism: Striga asiatica
Lineage: Eukaryota; Viridiplantae; Streptophyta; Magnoliopsida; Lamiales; Orobanchaceae
Source: the annotation of a GenBank genome assembly
CUUUUACAAGCAUUAAAAAUUAACAAAAUUGCCGUCCCAAGGGGAAAAAAUAAAAAUCAAGAAACGUCGAAGACGAAGGUGUAUAGAAACGAAAGGAAAAAUAUAUCCAUGGAGGACAGCUUCAGGGUUCGCGCAGAUAAAGUGUUUGGCACCCUGGGCUGCCGGAAUACGUUGUCGUCCCUGGGCGAGAGUUCUUCCUUGUGGUGCCUCGGGGACGAAGAAAUCGAGAGGAGAGAGUGGAAACGCAGCAAGGAUUACGCUGGAAAAGAUGAAGAUGGCGGCGCUGAAUAUUGUCCGCCCGUUGUGCAGAAAACACUCGGUUUAGAUAUUCAGGAUCUGAGUGAUUACGAAGAAGUAGAAGAAGAGGAAACUGAGGAUGAUGGGGAGAUUGAUGGUGGGAAGAAAAAAAGGCCUCGGAACAAUAUCACUGGUGCUGAAGCUAGUCAUGAUGACUAUUUUGAUGUUCAAUUAAAUAUUGGUCGCGAUUGCACUCUUGAUUAUGAGGAAGAGGAAGACCAAUAUGAUAAACUGGCGGUCGGCAUGGAGCAGGCCGGUGACCGCCUGUACAUGAGGGACGUGAAAUUUGCUGAUUACAAAACUCACGAACUUUCUGAAUACAGUGUAAUUCCGGGCUUGUUCCAGGCUGUCGUGAAGGAUCCCCGCGCAAAUCAUGAGGCUGCCAAGAUGAGGCUCAACGAAGACGCCGAAGAUGCCAGCAAGUUUAGCACUUCACAGCCAUCGAAUAGUUUGGCCCCAACAAUAGAAGAGUUUGGAGAUCCUAAACAACAGAGUGAAUCGGAAUCAGGCUGUGAUAAUCAUGAUUAUAAUAAUAAUCCCAAAUCGAUCCUCAAAAGAAGAGAGAAUCCGGAUGACUCCCGGUCAGACAAACGUGUCAGGUUUGCAUUUGAUGUUAAAAGCUCUAUCCAGGCUCCUGAAGACCAACAGACAUCGGAGCAUUUUGAGGCAAAGGAUUAUCCACAGGCAUCCAAUCCUUCUAUGUGUGUGCCCGAUUAUCUCAGGAACCCUUCCAAAUACACGCGAUAUUCAUUUGACUCAUCUGAUGAUAUGGACGACCAGUCAAACCAGAAAGCGUACUCGGACCUUUUUGAUAUCUUGAGGAGAAGAAAUGUGGGGCCACAAAUGGACAACAUGCUCGUUGAGACUCCAAAAACUGUGGUGUUUGCACCGAGGAGGAAAAAGGGGGAGAAAGGUUCUGGCGGGACGAGGAUUGAGAGCCAGAAUAGCAUGGGAGAUGAUAAUGUUAGGAGCAAGAGUUGGUCGGUUGGUGUGACGGCAGAGAAUGACCAAGAGAGCGAGGUGUGUGAUAUGGAAGAGGACGAGCCUUGCAAGGCGGCUGAGAAAGGGGGAGGCUUCGGCAGACCCUGCAGACAGUAUCGGGCAAGGGCUAGUGUUGACAUCGAUGACGACUUGAAUUGAUUAUUGAAGCAUGCUGUAUUGUUAUAUCCUUCCAUAUGUAGCAUUGUUGUGCUCGUGGUUUGCUAGAAAAUUGAUUUGUCCAAAGUCUACCAAUUUGUGGCUAAGUGGCUUGGGAUGAUGGUGUUUGAAGCUGCAUUUUUGUUUAGGAUCUUCGUUUGAUGCUGGUGACAUAAUUAAUAUCUUUAAUUUGACGAAAAUUGUAGUCGCAUAUUUCAGCAUUCAAAUGGGUUGGAUUUUGCAUUGGAUUUUUAUGAAGUUACACAUGGUACUGUUAGUCCUGCUAUUUAGUGUUCCAUGAUUUGACUAUUGACGGGCUUAUUUCUUUUUAUUUUCAUUUUGAACAUUCGGUGACUAUUUAAGGGCUUAUUUCUUUUUAUUUUCAUUUUGAACAUUCGGCGACUAGU